GACUAAUGCUAAUUAUGUGUGAAUUGAUUGAUAGUAAAAAACCGGUGAAAAACCGUGAAUGCAAUGGAAUUGAAAAUUACGAUUAACAGAAACGAUUUUUGUGUAGGCAUUCUUUUUCCCUUUCAUUUUUAGUAGCGACCAAAUACCAUACCAGGAGAAACAAAAGGCGUUCCACCUCAACCAUGGCGGACAGUAAUCGUCAGCCCUACAAACCCAUUAACCGAAGGAAUUAUUCGUCUUCUUAUUCUUCUUCUUCCCACUCCAAUUACACCAAACCCCGCCGUCCCAAUUACCCCCACCAUUCAAACCCCAACUCCAAUCGCUCUGCAAUUACCUCUUCCAAUAGCAGCAGAAAUUAUACUGAACUUGACAAUCAAGAUUUUCCGACCUUAGUGGGGACUUGCCCUUUCAUGUGCCCAGUGGAGGAGAGGGAGAGGCGAGAGUGGCUGCGGGAUUUGGCUGUUUUCGAGAGGAUCCACGGCGAUCCUGCUAGAACUUCACCCACCCUUGCUGUAAAAAAGUUUUGCAGAACUAUUAGUUCAAAAGACGUGAAAGCUUCUGAUGUUCGGCCCGUCCCCGUAUUGGAGGAAACUCUAGAUUAUCUUCUCAGCUUGCUGCAUUCAAGUGAUCUUCCUUUUGAGGUGGUUCAUGAUUUCAUUUUUGAUAGGAUUAGGUCCAUCAGGCAGGAUCUUAGCAUGCAGAAUGUUGUCAGUGAUCAAGUGAUACACAUGUACGAGAGAAUGGUCAAGUUUCACAUCAUAUCAUAUUACCACCUUCGUAAAUCUGGUGGAACGCCAGCUGCUGCUUCUCUGUCUCACCUCAAUUUGGAACAGCUUAUGAAAGUCUUGACAACUUUAUUUAACUUGUAUGAAGCACAUCGAGCUGCACAUUCUGUGUGCCGAAAUGAAGCUGAGUUUUAUUCAUUUUAUCUUCUUCUCCAUCUGGGAUCUCACAACCAAGGUGAACCUUUAUCUUUGUGGUUUCGCCGCAUUCCCUCAGGAAUCAUGAAAUCAAAAGAGAUUUGUUUUGCGCGGGCACUAUUAAGGUGUUACCGACUAGGGAAUUACAGGCGAUUCAUUAAUAUUACAGAAAAAGAGGCAUCCUUUCUGCAGAAUUGCCUUAUAGAACCUUAUAUCAAUGAGGCACGGGUAUUAGCAUUGUCCUGUAUCAGUUAUGGAGGGUACAAACUGCAACCAUAUCCACUGGUGUACUUGUCCAAGCUUCUGAUGAUGAAGGAAUCAGAGGUUGAAUCUCUUUGCAUUGAUUGUGGCCUUGAAAUAUCUGAUGGUGAAACUGGAAAGGGACUUAUCUCCACCAAGGAAUUGGUAAUAGUUAAACAGUCGAGAGGAUUCCAGAAGUACUAUCCGAUCCAUUCGGAACGUAUAGAAAGACUAUUUACUGAGAUGUCGGAUGUGUGAUUGCGUGAUAAUGAUUUUUUUCCUUGCUCGUCGGGAAAACCUGGCAAGAAAGGCAGAAUUUUGCUAGAAAUUUUCUCAAAUAAAUGGCAUAUUAGACAUGAGCCUUGCCUCUGUUUGCUUCUUGUAGACUUGCGCACAGCAAACAAGUGAUGGCAGAUUGCAUCUUUCUCAUUAGUCCUAAACAUGAACCAAACCCCUCACCGACUGGCGGGUGAUUCAUAUCUAUAAGAAUCUAUGUUCGGUCAGAGAUAUUCAGAAAGAUUGUGCAUCUCUCUUUAAUCUUCAUCAGUCUUCUGUAUGCGUGAAUCUCAGAUGCGUUUGUUGUAACAUGUUUUGUUCAUACGAGUAUAACUUGAUUUGUAGCAUCUUGGUCGAAUGUGCACUUGCUGUGUCACCAAACCAAACCGUUGUAACUUAUCAGAUCAUCAAUUUUUCACUUGCUGUGUAACCAAACUGUUGCAACUUUAUCAUAUCAUCAAAUAUUAUGUUCCAACGCAC
This is a messenger RNA of Striga asiatica, 1916 nucleotides long. The record is from the annotation of a GenBank genome assembly. NCBI's taxonomy places the organism in Eukaryota, Viridiplantae, Streptophyta, Magnoliopsida, Lamiales, Orobanchaceae.